GUAAGCAGUGCCACGUCAGACAAAGUGCCAAUUCAGCAGUGCCACGUCAGCAACAUGACGGGCCUGCCAGGCAACCUGCCCAAUGAGUCCCUUGCAGCCUACAAGCAGCGGUUCCAGGCUCGGAUAGAGGCUGAGGAACAACGCCAGCUGGCAGCCGAGGCUGCCCGCGUACAGGCUGAAGAGGCAGCGGCAGCAGAGCAGCUGCAGCUACAGGCCGAUGCAGACGCAGAUGCCCAGGCUCGCCGCAAGGAAGCCCAGGAUCUGCUGCAGCGGCAUGAAGCCAACAGCAUCGACAGACUCAAGUUCUGGCACUUUGAACCGAACGGCGACGAGGCAACACCGGAAGAGAAGCACGAGUUCCUCUCCAAACUCGUGACAAGGUUGUUGUACGCUUGCAACUACCAACGGUCAGAGUUGGAGAGACAGUACCAGGACCUGACGCAACAGCAUCAGGAGUUGGCAAAGCUCCGCCGCAUAGUGCAGAGCCACGAGGAUGCAACUCGGGCACUCAAUGCCCGAUUGCUGGACAUGGAACAGACUCUGCUACUGGUGCAACAGCACCAAGCACAAGACCUCCCUGUGCCAAGAUCAGGGCAAGGAGGAUGUGCGACCCUGCCUCAACUCGGGAAACUGAGCUCCGCAGAAGGUGUGGCGACUCCACCUUCUACUCCGCCAGAUUCGGCCGCCUUGCUAGCGGCCUCCUGCACAUCUGGGGAGAACGCGAAUGUCGCAAGUCCUCGGUACACGUACGAGGACUAUGCUGUCCACUUGGUUCCACUGCUGGACCAACCGCUCCACGUGGAACAGUCCACCGCAUGCACGGUUUCAUCACCAUCGGCAACCGAUUCGGCAGCUUCGCCGCAAUCUAUCGCCGGGGAUUCGACGUCAUGGUCAAAACUUGAAGAGCUCGACCCAUUGACGUUCAAGGACUUCCAGUGGAUGCCCGUUCCCUCGACCGGACGAUUGUCGAAACUGCAUUGCAACGUGCUUAUGGCACAAUUGCGGGACUACUUGCACACUGCAGUACCAGCUCCGUUGAUGGACGCCGGAGCAGAGGUUGUCGACCUUCUCACGAACAUCGCGAAGAUCGACCGUGAGUUCAAGACGCAAAGUCGAGAGGCAAGGACUUACUAUGUGUUCCACGCGACCGUCGUCUUCGGACUCGCCUCCUCGGCGAGUAUCAUGAUUCACGACUCGCCGGCCAUUUCGGAGUCAACCGCACUAUUGCACGGCUUCGACAGCGAUUCCGAUGGCCCGACCUCAUUGCCGAUGUCACUCGGUAUUGCGACUCUUGCAAAGUUUGCCGACGGUCUCUCCAUUGCCAUGGACGUCACCGGUCCGUUUCCUCACGACCGGCUCGGGCACGACGGCAUCCUCACAGAUGUGGACCGAUUGAGCCGGAUCUUCGCCGACCUUCUCCUCCCUCGACCAGCCGACAUUGACGCUACCUGCUCUUCCGCUUCCAUCCGGAAGUACAGGGAAUUGCUGACUCAAGCCCGCGCAAAUAUGCAAAAGACUCAAGUCCGCAUGCAGCAGCAAGCCAAUAGGCGUCGUGUACCAUGUCCCAUCCGCGCCGGUGAUCUGGUUUGGGUCUCCGCGGAAGAGUUUGCACUGGAACAGGAUGUGUCACGCAAACUGCUUCCCAAGUGGUUUGGACCUUGGUCGGUGACAGCAGCCGCGGGCGAUGAGCCCGAUGGCCCUUCAUUUGUGAUCAACAUUCAAGAGCAUCUGAUGGUCCAUCCGGUCUUCCACGCCUUGAAGCUGGCAACAUACACGCCAGCCAAGAGCGACGAAUUUCCGGACCGACGAUCGCAGGACCCUCCUUCUAUGGAUGGCCAUCAGGAAGUUGACCACGUCAUCUCCGAUUGCAAGUACGGCAGCAAGCCGCGACAGUACAAAGUCACAUUCAAAGCAUGCGAUCGCGACGACACUCGGUGGAUUUCAGGCGCAGAUUUGAAAGCAUCCGCACCACUGAUCUACGCGCAUUAUGAAAAGCGCAAGUUAGCUCAGGAAGCUUCACGAUCAGCCCCUCCAACCCGGACUGUGGUCCCUCCCUCAGACAGACAGCUUCGCCCUCGCAGGUAAGCUCGGUUCUUCAAGGAGGGGGGGGUGUGGCAUACUGCGUAGCCACACGGGCCCUGCAGGGCCCGUCCCGGACAUUCAGCCUAAAAGCCUA
Chara braunii is the source of this 2176-nucleotide messenger RNA. NCBI's taxonomy places the organism in Eukaryota, Viridiplantae, Streptophyta, Charophyceae, Charales, Characeae. The record is from the annotation of a GenBank genome assembly.